Messenger RNA from Gasterosteus aculeatus aculeatus (three-spined stickleback), 2444 nucleotides. RefSeq names its product arginase 1 (gene arg1). Gene Ontology annotation, cellular component: cytoplasm; cytosol; nucleus. Lineage: Eukaryota; Metazoa; Chordata; Actinopteri; Perciformes; Gasterosteidae. Gene Ontology annotation, molecular function: manganese ion binding; arginase activity. The record is from RefSeq and is a predicted model, not a curated record.
AUGGUUGAAUGCACUCGUUUUUGAUGAAAGCGUCAGCUAAAUGACAUGUAAUGUAAGUGCUAAUAAAGGGCUACUGAGUCCAGGUGUCGUGUGUAGCGGUGUGUUUUUAGUUGUACAAGCUUUCUGCUGUGCUGAUGUCAUUCGGGGAGUUAUUUCCACUAUUUGAGAAGCAGGACAUCAAACCGUUUGCAUGUAGUAGAUGUUUAUCUCUAUAUGAGAGAGCAGUAGUACAUUGAUGGAGAUACAAUGUUUGUAUUAGACAUGUAUACUUAACAUGUGUUUUACUUUCACUGUAGUGAUGCUCUGGACGUUACGUAUGUGGAGAACAAGUUUAGAGUUUCCAGAACAAAACAGAUAUGAAUAAUAUUGUACAAUGAAGUGUUCUGUUCUGGUAACAUGAUACUUUUGACAUUAUCAUGUACUAAUGUUUCAAUCUGUAACCGUGCAGAUAUCAGCAUAUUUUUGUAGAAGGACACUUGUUUCAACAGAAGAUGAAGGAGAUCUUCAUCACGUGCAUAAAUCAACAGAUCAGACCUCGUCCUCCUUUUGUCAUAAUAAAGUAAUAGAGUUGAAUAGAAGCGUUUCGUUGGUGUUUACUGAACGGGUCACUGACCCUGGUCGCACAUCCGAGGCUCGAACCCAGAGUUGACUGAUUAACCCGUGACGUCACGUGGAGGUCUUCGGGACACUCGUCGCUCAGCAUGAGGAGCGCGUGGAUGCUGCGGCAGCUCGCUCUUCGUCCCCGCGCGGCGGUGGGCGUCGUGGGAGCACCUUUCUCCAGGGGACAGCCUCGCGGGGGCGUGGAGGGGGGGCCGGACCUGAUCAGAGCCGCGGGGCUCCUGGACCGACUGAACCAGCAAGGCUGUGAAGUGAAGGAUUAUGGGAAUGUGGCGUUCGAGGACGUGGUGGUGGACGAGCCGAUUGGUCGGGUGAAGUGCGUGCGCGCUGUGGGCGGAGCCAACCAGAGGCUGUCAGAGGUGGUGCAAGCGGUGAAGAGGGACGGACGCACGUCAGUGAUGCUGGGAGGAGACCACAGCCUGGCCAUCGGCUCUGUGCACGGCCACGCGGCGGCGGUGGGGGGCGUGGCCGUCGUGUGGGUCGACGCCCACGCCGACGUCAACACGCCGCUAAGCUCGCACACGGGGAACCUCCAUGGCCAGCCGAUGUCCUUCCUGCUGCACGAGCUGCAGCACGAGAUUCCCGUCCUGCCGAACUUCUCGUGGAUCAAGCCGUGUGUUUGGGCCAAAGACCUGGUCUACGUGGGUCUGAGGGACCUGGAUCCAGCAGAGCACUACAUCCUGAAGCUUCUGGGCGUGAAGGUGUUCUCCAUGACGGACGUGGAUCAUCUGGGGGUCGCCAGAGUCAUGGAGGAGACCUGCGAGUACCUGUGUGCCAGAGUGAAAAAACCAAUCCACCUGAGCUACGACAUCGACGCCAUCGACCCCUCAGUUGCUCCGGCGACGGGGACUCCUGUAGUGGGAGGACUGACCUACAGAGAGGGAGUGUACAUCGCCGAACAGCUGAGUCAGACAGGUCUCCUCUCGGCGGUGGACCUGGUGGAGGUGAAUCCUCUGAGGGGUCAGACGGAAAAGGAGGUCCAGGCCACGGUCGGAACAGCGGUGGACCUUUUGCUCGCCUGCUUCGGACGCCUGCGCAGCGGAAACCACCCUCCGGGUUUCCGCCUGCCCGAGUCCCCCGGAGGAGGGCUGAUGGCCUCUCCGACUGCCCCAACCGUCUGAAAGCCUGAAGGCCAGAAGGCCUCCAAAGACCUGAAGGCCUCCCGUCGGAAACGGACAAACCAAAGUAGAUGACGAAGAAGACAAAGAUGUUCCUGAUUUCAACGUUAAACACAAAUCCUGUUCAUUGAUCUACUGUAUCAAUAAUCCUUUUAUUAAUUAUUUCAUCCUUAAAAUGUCAGAAGACAUGUAAUAAUCUUUUGAUAAUUGACAUUUGUUGAGUGAUUAGGAAGUGAUUGAUCAUCCAUGAGUGUAAUUAAGUGUAAGUUCUUAAAAAAUGAAUUUGAAAUAAUGUUUUAUGUUGCUAAAAUGUAAUUAAACACAUUUUAAUCUAACAGUGCCAAAAUCUCUAGUUUUAAAAAUUAGUUUAAAUAACAGCUAACAAGCAGAUGUCAGCUGGUGGAGACAGUCGGGACUUUAUAUUAUUUGUGUCUGAAUUUUUUUAAUAAUAAAGACAAAAAUCACCUCGAAUGAGCUUCAGAAGAACUUCUGAAAUUGAGGCACUUUUGUUGAAUUUUGUCAUUGCUGUUGGAAACAUGUUGAUUGCCUCGUAUAGAUACACGGAGAUGUGCAGCAAUAUCCGCUUACAGACUUUUUCCGUUUGCAGGAGAACUUUAUUUUGAGAAGAAAUGGAUUUAACCUCCUCUUGUCUUUCUUGCGUCUCCAUGACAACCAAAGGUUCAGCCAAUAAACACGAAUCAUCUUUUA